CUGGGGCCAGGACAGGUAGAGAUAUCCUGAAAGUUCAGAAUUACACUAUGAGAUUAAAGGGAAAGUUUCCCACAUCAUCCCAUCUCUUUCUCCUAGGCUUUUUGUUCCUCAUUCUGUCAUAUGCUGCUUACAUUGGCUUUGUUGAAAAAUAUCCAUACAGCCAUUUGUUUAAUUUUCAAUAUGCCAAAAUGGUGCCUCUGUUUGAUAUCCAAAACGAUGUUCAAGAAGUUGUAGCUACCAGUCCAAAGACAUUAGAGCUUCCAGAUACAAGUGUGGGACCAGGCAGUUCUUCACUGCAGAAAGAUCCUGUGAAGAGACCGGCAAACUACAAUGCCCAUGAGAGGCAUGCAUCAGCAUCACUUCAAAAGCAAACCAGGAGUAGGCUUCUCAUAGUGGAAACCAGUCAAAAAUCAGCCGAGAAGAAAGAAACGCCUUCGUUAAACAAAACUCAAGUCAAAGAGAAUAAGGAGAUACCAGCAGCAAGCCAAAACCAUGCCGAAACUUUGGUUGAAAUACGAUCAUUUAAUAAAGAUGGGAAGGAUAAUUCACCAGCCUCCAACAAAAAGGAUGAAACAAAUAAAGGUAUAGCACCAGGAAAUGAAGAAAAGGAGAAAGCAAAGGAUAAACAGGUGACACCAGUACUCCCAAGAAAGCUGACUGCAGGAAAAGCAGCCAAACAACAAGAGUUUCUUGGUAAAAAUGCCACACUGCCCUCUAGAGCAAAUCAAACUCACCUGAGAGAGCAAUCCAACAAAACAAACCUAAUUAAAGAACACUCUGCCAAGGCAUCAAUAUCUGACGUUCAACGAGUCACACAUCCAGCUCCUUUAGCAACAACCCCUAAAAGAUUAAAAGCAGCUGACUUUAAAUCUGAGCCCCAUUGGGAGUUUGAUGACAUUUACCUGUUGGAUAAUUCAACGCCACCGUCGACCUGCCCAGAUUCUUUGAGGAACAAGGCUGCCAAAUCUGAUUGGUUACAUGAUAUUUUCCUACCCAACAUCACAGUCUUCAUGGACAGGAGUCACUUCAGUGACAGUGAAUGGAAGCGUAUGGACCAUUUUGCUCCACCGUUUGGCUUUAUGGAGCUAAACUACUCAUUGGUAAAAGAAGUGAUAUCCAUGCUUCCUUCUAAACCCUACCAUCACAUUCUCUUUGCACACAACAACAGUCAGACCACCAAGUGCAUCACUUGUGCAGUAGUAGGAAACGGAGGGAUACUGAAUAAUUCCAGAAUGGGCAAGGAAAUUGACUCUCACGAUUAUGUGUUCCGAGUGAGCGGAGCUGUGAUCAAGGGUUAUGAAAAAGAUGUGGGAACAAAAACGUCUUUCUAUGGAUUCACAGCCUACUCCUUAAUGGCUUCAAUUAUGAUUCUGGGGAAUCGUGGAUUCAAGAAGAGCCCUGCAGGAAAAGAUAUCAAGUAUCUGCACUUCCUGGAAGGGACAAGAGAUUAUGAAUGGCUGAAAGCUCUUCUUCUGAACACCAAUGUCAGGAAGGGAUUUUUGGACUAUUAUGGACGAAGGCCCCGGGAUAAAUUUGACAAUUUCAAUUUGGAUCAAUACUUUGUGAUUCAUCCAGACUUUCUCAGAUACACUAAAAACAGGUUUUUGAAGUCCAAAAGUCUAGAAAAGCCCUACUGGCGCAUUUAUAGACCUACAACAGGCGCCUUCCUUCUUUUGACUGCACUCCAUCUCUGUGAUCAGGUAAGCGCUUAUGGGUACAUCACUGAAGGCUACCAAAAGUAUUCAGAUCACUAUUAUGAUAAAGAACGGAAACGUUUAAUCUUUUAUACCAAUCAUGACUUCGAUCUGGAACGGAAGGGAACUGUUUCACUAUCUGGAUCUUACACUGGUUUCCCUUACUGUGAUGGCACUUAGAUCCUAAGAAGUUAUCGUGUAUGUACCCAGAUAUGCAAGCAAAAUGUUGGAGAUCUAAUUGUGAUGAUGCUACAUAUUUUCAUAUUUGGUGGACUUGUAAGGAUAUAAAGGCCUUUUGGAUAAAAAUUUGGUGGAUUUUACAAAAUGUUUUGAAAAAGAAGAUAAAGUUCCUGCCGCAAUUUUUUUUGUUGGGAAUUAUUACGGACUGUACAGUAAUUGAGACUAAAUUGAUUUUAAAUCUAAUAACAGCAGCAAGAUUAUUAAUAGGACAAUACUGGAAGAAAAAAGAAGUACCUACAAUAGAAGAAUGGAUAUUGAAAGUUGCCAAUUUGGCUGAGAUGGCGAAGAUAUCAGCCUUUUUGAAAGACAAUACACAAGAAAGAUACUUAAAGGAAUGGGAAAAAUGGAUUGAUUAUAUUCAAAGUAGAUAUCAGACUAAGAGUUAUCAGACU
Messenger RNA from Ahaetulla prasina, 2326 nucleotides. RefSeq names its product ST6 N-acetylgalactosaminide alpha-2,6-sialyltransferase 1 (gene ST6GALNAC1). The record is from RefSeq and is a predicted model, not a curated record. NCBI's taxonomy places the organism in Eukaryota, Metazoa, Chordata, Lepidosauria, Squamata, Colubridae. The coding region runs from base 48 to 1874 and encodes 608 amino acids. Gene Ontology annotation, molecular function: alpha-N-acetylgalactosaminide alpha-2,6-sialyltransferase activity. The transcript is spliced from 11 exons.